This is a messenger RNA of Stegastes partitus (bicolor damselfish), 1931 nucleotides long. RefSeq lists its product as uncharacterized. The transcript is spliced from 6 exons. The coding region runs from base 111 to 1157 and encodes 348 amino acids. NCBI's taxonomy places the organism in Eukaryota, Metazoa, Chordata, Actinopteri, Pomacentridae. The record is from RefSeq and is a predicted model, not a curated record.
GGAGAGCUUCUACCGUACAUCAAGCCGCUGCCUGCGCGCUCUGAGGCGGAUGGACAUCCCGUCUGCUCCCGUCUGAAACCUCCACUUUACGCGAGACUGCUUUUCCAACCAUGCAAGGUGGAGACGGGAUUCAAGAAGCAGCUUCUCCGGAGCCCUGCUGCGGUGACACGGGAGGCUCCAGUUCCAGGACCGCACUUCCAGGCACCGAGGUUUUCGUGACACUGCCACCUACCGAACCGGAUCACCGCCCGAGCACCGCAUGUCUACGACCUAAUAUGGACGAUAAUAAGGCUAUGCACGUAACGAUCCAAGAAGGGAACUCCUUGCCUGAAUUGAAAAGAUGCACCACGUGCUGCACAGACUUCCACUGCCCGUUCUGUAGCUCGGUGCUGUUCCACCCAACGAGGCCGAGCAAGGUCAGGCUCCAUCUAGAGAACCACUUCAACCGUGCCGUUCUCCAUGAAGGGUACACCAUCCACAGAUGUGGGUUAGUCUGCCGACCACGUUGGCAUUACCACUGCCUCUACUGCCACUCAAUGCUGUCACGCAAACGGGACUUCAUGAGACACCUGUGUUUGUGCAAAGAGAAGCACCCUGCUUUAACCGUCACCAUCCAAACUCCAAAAAUGUCUAAUGUCCCAACUUCAACAGCUUCCACCAGUCCAGCUCCGUCAACUUCCAUCACUGCAGCUCCAACAACUCCCCAAAUUAAAUCUGAACCGCCCCUCCAUGUGCCAAACACCCCAAGUGGACAGAUCCAACGUAUUUGUGUGAUUCCAAUACUACAGAAGAACCUUCGCGUUUACAAGGGCAGCGGUGGAAGCAUUUAUCACGUGCUGCCUGCUGUCCGACACGUAGCCUCCCAGACUGAUCCCCCAGAAACAGCGUCCGUCGGCACGCAGAUGUCCAUGACCGCUCCACAAUCCCACAAAGUGCAGAAGUCCCUCCGAAGUACAGCUACCCAGGUGAAAGUGCCCAGCAGAGACUGUGGGGUUUGCACCCUCACCCUCCCGUUGGACAGCCCCGCACUGUUCCUACAACCAACUCUCAAAAAGACACCACCCAAGAGACCUCGGCUGAGCCUUACAGAGGAGGAGGAAGGCCCUUCAGAAUGCAGCUCGUCUAAAGUGGUUGGUGAACCGGAGGAUUCAACGUGACGCAGAGGACUGCCGUGGGUUGUCUUUCUUGAAUGUUUUCAGAAAUCGCUUCGUGGACAUGAGGACAAAUAAGAACACUACACACAACUGGCAAGAACCCUCUACAAGGGAAAUGUGCACCAAAUUAUUUACAUCAUGUCGUACUUUUUGUAUCCGCUUGAACUGUUACUUAUCUGAAUGUUCAUGACUGCAUUUUUCAUGGUUUCCUUUUACUCCAGCUGACAGUUACACACACACGUCUUCACAUCCCAGAACAUCGAAAAAGAAAAGGUUCAGAGAAAAAAACAAAACGCUGCCUUUGAGGGAGGCACUAAACCUUUGAAAAUAUUUAACAACACAACAAUGUAAUCCAGUGUGUUUCUAGUUCUAGAGGGGCUGUGCUGCUGGUCUGCCUGGCUGAAGGUCCACAUGUUUGUUGUUGUUGUUGUUGUUUUCAUUCCCUCUCUACGGUUUAUAUGACACCGUCUAUCUGAGCGUACUGCAGUUCCACUACUGCUAAAACCACAAACCUGACUUGCUAUGAUUUCAUGCCGUUGCUGCUGAACGAGCUAGUUUAUUUGCAGUAUGGCAUUUUUUAUAGGAAAAGGUAAGAAUGUUGACAACAGAGCAGGUUUGCAUGAAACCUCAUUCCUCUGUUGGCUGGUGAGCUGCCAGCAGCCUUUGUAAAGCUGGAUCCUGUUUUCUGUGUUGCAUCACUAAGCAACUGUACAAUUUUUAUGGAAAAAACUAAAACCACAUGCAGGUUGUAAUAAAACCAAGCCCUGGUACACUGAU